This is a messenger RNA of Mandrillus leucophaeus (drill), 3820 nucleotides long. RefSeq names its product methylenetetrahydrofolate reductase (NAD(P)H) (gene MTHFR). Gene Ontology annotation, cellular component: cytosol. The transcript has 12 exons. The record is from RefSeq and is a predicted model, not a curated record. Bases 1046 to 3016 code for a protein of 656 amino acids. Lineage: Eukaryota; Metazoa; Chordata; Mammalia; Primates; Cercopithecidae. Gene Ontology annotation, molecular function: methylenetetrahydrofolate reductase [NAD(P)H] activity; FAD binding. Gene Ontology annotation, biological process: tetrahydrofolate interconversion.
CUCCAAAUAACCACCCUCCUCCUCAGGACACCUCAAAGAUGUCCAAUGCCAGCUGAAGAGGGGAGUAAAAAUUCAGGUUCCAUUUGACAAUGUGACGUAUCUGAAAUCAGAAAGGGCUUGUCAACUCUGGGAACACAACUCGGGUUUUCCCAGGACGCUUUGCAAGGGGAAGCUGGACUGUCAGUGACCCAGAAAGGGUGAGGGAUAGAGUAAGAAAGAACUGCAGAAGCUAAAACAGCAGCAUGAUAAGCACAAAGUCCUGUGAGGAAGCUCAUUCUGAAAACGCUUGUUUCAUUCCAAACUCUUUUCAGAUGGAAAUAAAAGGAAACAUGGGUGGGAUUUACUGGAGCUGGCCUGGAUUCUCUCUCAGAUUCCAGGAGGGGUUAUGAGAAAAGACCCCAGACUUAGGCACGUGAAGCAGGGUAGACGCUUCGAAAGCCGGGACUGCGGUCCCCAGACCCCACCGGCUGCCACCUGCGGGCCCAGAUUGGCCCGGCCCCACCCCCGGCAACGCCUCUCGCAGUCCCUUAGCAACCGCCCCCUCCCCAGCCCGGCUCCGCCUGCUCCUUACCAGCUCCUCGGGGGUGCGGGUCUCACGCUCACCGCAGCAGCAGCACCACCUGCAACAGCAGCACAGAGACCCCCUGCACCCCGCCAUCUUCCUCCUUUACUGCCACUCUGGACCCCUCUACCACCCCCUCCCACCCAGGAUCUGCGCCUCACGUGACUGGUCCCGGGACGGUCACGUGGCCCUCUCGAGCUCUGGGACUGAGAACGGGAGUGGCUGCAGACGGGUGGGGCGACGGCUCGCGUCACAUGACGGUAAAGACACGGCCUCCAAAGAGACCCGUGGGCGCGGCCAUGUUGGAGGCGGGGCUUCCGGUCACCCGCACCGGUGGUUUCCGCCCUGUCGGGCCCGCCUCUCCAGCAACCUGACACUUGCGCCUCGCCCCUCAUUGCGUUCCCCGCCCCCACAGAGGCCACGCUGGUGCGGCCGGCGGGCGAGCGUUCUGAGUCACCCGGGACUGAAGGCAGGAACCUGGCCAUGGUGAACGAAGCCAGAGGAAAUGGCAGCCUCAACCCCUGUUUGGAGGGCAGUGCCAGCAGUAGCAGCGAGAGCUCCAAAGACAGUUCGAGAUGUUCCACCCCGGGCCUGGACCCCGAGCGGCAUGAGAGACUCCGGGACAAGAUGAGGCGGCGAAUGGAAUCUGGUGACAAGUGGUUCUCUUUGGAAUUCUUCCCUCCUCGAACUGCUGAGGGAGCUGUCAAUCUCAUCUCAAGGUUUGACCGGAUGGCGGCAGGCGGCCCCCUCUUCAUAGAUGUGACCUGGCACCCAGCAGGUGACCCUGGCUCAGACAAGGAGACCUCCUCCAUGAUGAUCGCCAGCACCGCCGUGAACUACUGUGGCCUGGAGACCAUCCUGCACAUGACCUGCUGCUGUCAGCGCCUGGAGGAGAUCACGGGCCAUCUGCACAAAGCCAAGCAGCUGGGCCUGAAGAACAUCAUGGCACUGCGGGGAGACCCCAUAGGUGACCAGUGGGAAGAGGAGGAGGGAGGCUUCAACUACGCAGUGGACCUGGUGAAGCACAUCCGAAGUGAGUUUGGUGACUACUUUGACCUCUGUGUGGCAGGUUACCCCAAAGGCCACCCUGAAGCAGGGAGCUUUGAGGCUGACCUGAAGCACUUAAAGGAGAAGGUGUCCGCGGGAGCCGAUUUCAUCAUCACACAGCUUUUCUUUGAGGCUGACACAUUCUUCCGCUUUGUGAAGGCAUGCACCGACAUGGGUAUCACUUGCCCCAUCGUCCCCGGGAUCUUUCCCAUCCAGGGCUACCACUCCCUUCGGCAGCUUGUGAAGCUGUCCAAGCUAGAGGUGCCACAGGAGAUCAAGGACGUGAUUGAGCCAAUCAAAGACAAUGAUGCUGCCAUCCGCAACUAUGGCAUCGAGCUGGCUGUGAGCCUGUGCCACGAGCUUCUGGCCAGUGGCUUGGUGCCAGGCCUCCACUUCUACACCCUCAACCGCGAGAUGGCUACCACAGAGGUCCUGAAGCGCCUGGGGAUGUGGACUGAGGACCCCAGGCGUCCCCUGCCCUGGGCUCUCAGCGCCCACCCCAAGCGCCGAGAAGAAGAUGUACGUCCCAUCUUCUGGGCCUCCAGACCAAAGAGUUACAUCUACCGUACCCAGGAGUGGGACGAGUUCCCCAACGGCCGCUGGGGCAAUUCCUCUUCCCCUGCCUUUGGGGAGCUGAAGGACUACUACCUCUUCUACCUGAAGAGCAAGUCCCCCAGGGAGUUGCUGCUGAAGAUGUGGGGGGAGGAGCUGACCAGUGAAGAAAGUGUCUUUGAAGUCUUUGUUCUCUACCUCUCGGGAGAGCCAAACCGGAAUGGUCACAAAGUGACUUGCUUGCCCUGGAACGAUGAGCCCCUGGCAGCCGAGACCAGCCUGCUGAAGGAGGAGCUGCUGCGGGUGAACCGCCAGGGCAUUCUCACCAUCAACUCACAGCCCAACAUCAACGGGAAGCCGUCCUCUGACACCGUCGUGGGCUGGGGCCCCAGCGGGGGCUAUGUCUUCCAGAAGGCCUACUUAGAGUUCUUCACUUCCCGUGAGACAGCGGAAGCGCUUCUGCAAGUGCUGAAGAAGUACGAGCUCCGGGUUAAUUACCACCUUGUCAAUGUGAAGGGUGAAAACAUCACCAAUGCCCCCGAACUGCAGCCGAACGCCGUCACUUGGGGUAUCUUCCCCGGGCGAGAGAUCAUCCAGCCCACCGUAGUGGAUCCCAUCAGCUUCAUGUUCUGGAAGGACGAGGCCUUCGCCCUGUGGAUUGAGCAGUGGGGCAAGCUGUAUGAGGAGGAGUCUCCAUCCCGCACGAUCAUCCAGUACAUCCACGACAACUACUUCCUGGUCAACCUGGUGGACAAUGACUUCCCACUGGACAACUGCCUGUGGCAGGUGCUGGAAGACGCACUUGAGCUUCUCAACAGGCCCACCCAGAAUGAGAGAGAGACGGAGGCUCCGUGACCCUGUGUCCUGACGCCCUGCGCUGGAGCCACUCCUGUCCCACCUUCCUCCUCCACAAUGCUACUUCUCUGGGAAUCCCACUCUCCUUCAUGUCUCCCCCACCCCUGGCCUCCACUCCCCCACCUGACGAUGGCAGCUAGACUGGAGUGAGGCUUCCAGGCUCUGGCUGGACUUGAGUUGGCCCCACAUGGGAACCUAGUACUCCCUGCUCUAGCCAGGAGUCUGUGCUCUUUUGCUGGGGAGCACUUCCGUCUUGCAGAGAACCACAGCGGGUGGCACCUCCUGAGAAGGCGAGGAGAGUGGUUGUUGCCAGCUAAGCCCUCGAACCAAGGCAGCCUCCAGAGCCAGCCUGGGACUCCCGGUGAACUUACACUUGGAGCCUGUGCAGUACAGGCAAAACACGCAUGGGCGCCAGGCACUGGUGGCAUCGUAGAAGAGAUGUGGCAAAGUGCUGUACCCUUCCACCUCCUAGAGGUGGGCAGCUGGGCCCCACCUACUUGUGAGUGAAGGGACAUACCACUGCCCUGCCUGCCCGCUUAGCCGUCCAUGGCACCAGCCCCCUGGAUGGGCAUUGGGCUGACACCUACCAUGCUGCUUUCUGGCACAGUUGUCUAUUCUGAGCUUUGAGAGAAAAAGUACCCCUUAAGGGUUGACAGCAGCAGUCUGAACCCUUGUGCUUGGUGGGGGUCGUGGCCUUCCCCUUUUCCCUGGCUGUGGAGGCCUAAGGCUACCCCGUUCCCUGUCAAAAGCCAAGAGGAGAUUCACCAGCACAGGGGCCGCAGACCUGCCUGGGGCUAUGCAGCA